This is a messenger RNA of Peronospora matthiolae, 1206 nucleotides long. NCBI's taxonomy places the organism in Eukaryota, Oomycota, Peronosporomycetes, Peronosporales, Peronosporaceae. The record is from the annotation of a GenBank genome assembly.
AUGCGAUGCGCGAGCAAGGCCGCCGAGAGCGCGUCCGCAGGUCUCUGCGCUCGUCAUGAAGACACUCAUGUCUUCACAGAGUAUGAGCUCGGUGUCUCAUACUCUCCUGAUACGGAAGAUGGAUCCGUAUCAACGGCGAUCGAAUCCAAGCCGCCUGCCAAGCGUGGCAUGGACGAUGCUUUGCGUCGCAGCAUCUUUGGUCCAUCGGAUGAGUCAGAUGAACCAUCGCCGAAGCGAAGGCGCUCGAGGUCGCGAGACUCGGGCGCUACAGUGGUGUCGGUUCUCCUAUGGACACCACUUCGCAACGAGGUGCCAGUCCUUCUGUCGGCACGUCGCAAGAAGAGCGGGACCGCAGUGUGUUGCGUCUCGCUCCCGAGAAGAAGGCAUGGAUGCCUCCUAAAUCCCUUCAUGGAUCACUUGUCGGCGACGACGAGUGAUCGUUAUCGAACACGAUUGUUCGAUUCGUCAAAGAUCCAUCACCUUGACCCCAGUGCGAAAAACUAUCGCGCUGAACAUGAGUUCUUCAUCGAUGCUUUAUUCAGACAUCGAUGGUACAGUGGUAAUCACAAACGUGAUGGUCCCUCACUGCUUCAAGCGUGUAACGCUUACAUCCACAACCUUGAGGAUGUAGGUCGUGACGCUUGGAACGACAAACUGAUUAAAGCUCGUGAUAAGUUUGAAAAGCGAACCCCGACAGGUGCACGCUACAAGCUGCAUCGUCCGUCUAGGGAGAAAGGGUUACCCUGUCUCUCCUGGGAAGACUCGUGCCCAUGUUGUGGGAACAACUCUGCACGAGCACCUAAGGAGGCUUACCUCCCUAAUAUCCCGUGGUGGCGCGUACGUAUCUCUACUGAGAUGUACGAAGGGAUAGACAACCUGAAAUCCCUUUACGACCGUGCCGGGAAGACUUUCUCCGGCGGUCCUUCUGCGGCACAUGAUGUGCCGCGUCGUACUGCUCUACCAGACCCAGUACGUCGAUCAUCAGUUGGGAGCGGGGCUCCCAAGUAUCCCAGGACGGGGGAUAGCCGCGCCACCGGACGAAAUAACUCGUCCGACGUCCAUUCACAUCGCGCUGGUUCAACAGCUGCUCAACCAGAUAGCGCUGCCCACCGCGAGAGUCCUCUAAUGGAGGUGGAGGAGGAAGAAAGACGCUCUCCACACGAUCGUGGGAAGCGUGUGUUCCCGAGAGCUUCUUUGAUCGCGUAA